AUGGUUCGUCUGGUGGACCUGGCAGUGGCAGCGUCAUUCUUGCUCUUCUCGGGCCCCGUGGUUGCAGAUGUGGAUGGUUGCGUCGGCAACUUUCAAGCCCUCCGCUGCAUGAGACCCGGUCCACCCCCCAAUCCGAACGACCCCAAGGCCGAACGUCAAUUCUUCAACACAGGAUACUCUAGCAGUUGUUGCGGUCACGGAACCGCUUUCACUGACAGCCCCGAUGGAGCUUUUGUGAGUAUUGAGCCUGAGGAUAGUGUUGUAAACUAA
Messenger RNA from Fusarium musae, 270 nucleotides. RefSeq lists its product as uncharacterized. Lineage: Eukaryota; Fungi; Ascomycota; Sordariomycetes; Hypocreales; Nectriaceae. The record is from RefSeq and is a predicted model, not a curated record. The coding region runs from base 1 to 270 and encodes 89 amino acids. The transcript is spliced from 2 exons.